This is a messenger RNA of Pocillopora meandrina, 576 nucleotides long. The record is from the annotation of a GenBank genome assembly. NCBI's taxonomy places the organism in Eukaryota, Metazoa, Cnidaria, Anthozoa, Scleractinia, Pocilloporidae.
AUGUCUGUAAGGCUAGUGAUAAGUAAUGUUUUUAUCUCUCAGUUCCACUCCACUUCAAAGGCUCAGGCAUCCGGCAAACGGACAGGUGAAACCAAUACGGGCUGGGCUUUAUAUAAAGGACUUAUUCCAAGUCAUAACUCCAAACAGGUUUCAUUUACAGCCAUGGCUGACGAGCUUGAAGCUGCGGUUUUCAAUGAGGAGAAAAAGAAGAGAAAGCGGCGUGGUCCGCGUUUAACUGGGAUCAGUAAACAGCGCAGAAUGGCCAACGCCCGAGAAAGAAAGAGGGUGCAGAAUUUAAAUGAGGAAAUUGAAGUUUUAAAAAGUUUGUUACCACUUUCCUCACAAGAUAAAAAGCCAACGAAGACAGAAGUUAUAUGGCUUGCAGCUCAAUAUAUUGAUGUCCUUACACAAAUGUUGCAGGAUGCAAAAAGCUCAGAUAAUUUCGACGAGGAUUCCUUCCUGGAUUUUGAUACACUACUGGGUAUAGAUAUUGACAGUCUCUUUGAACUGGACGGUAGGUGCAAUGUAUUUGACCCUCAACGUGAUAAAUUACUUUCGUUCACUAUGAAUUAUUAA